AUGCACCAGGUUGUCAAGCUAUAUGAAAGAUGCCUAAUUGCUUGUGCCAAUUAUCCUGAAUACUGGAUACGAUACAUAUUAUGCAUGGAAGCUACUGGUAGUAUGGACCUUGCAGACAAUGCACUUACUCGUGCUACUCAAGUAUUUGUCAAGAAAUCACCGGAGAUUCACCUUUUUGCUGCUCGAUUUAGAGACCAGCAUGGGGACAUUCCGGGAGCUCGAACUGCCUAUCAACUUUUGCAUACUGAAAUUUCACCUGGUCUUUUAGAAGCAAUUAUUAAGCAUGCAAACAUGGAACAUCGGCUAGGAAAUCUGGAAGAUGCUUGUUGUUUAUACAAACAGGCCAUUGCAAUUGAGAAAGGAAAAGAAUAUUCACCAACCUUGCCGCUGUUGUUUGCUCAAUAUUCUAGGUUUUUAUACUUGGACUGUCCUUGUUAUUCGGAUGACUAUGUGCCAUACUUGCUUAGUCAAGUUAAUGCCAUAAUGGCCGAGUUGUCUCGCCUUCUUGGUUCUGGGAAGGUGGAGAAAGCUAGGGAAAUUCUUGAGCAGGCGCUUGAGAUUGUUCAAUUUUCAAAACUACUUCUGGAGGCAUUGAUCCAUUUAGAAUCAAUUCAGUCACAUCCAAAACGAAUUGAUUAUAUAGAUACACUGGUUGAGAGGUUCAUUGUUCCUAAUAUUGAUUACCCAAAUGCUGCAAGUAUCACUGAAAAAGAAGAUCUAUCUAGCAUUUUUUUGGAGUUUUUGGACCUCUUUGGGGAUGCACAAUCCAUUAAGAAGGCCGGUGAUCGGCAUACCAAGCUCUUCUUACACCACAAGAGCACAUCAGAGUCAAAGAAGCGUCACGCGGAGGAUUUUCUAGCCUCAGACAAUUCUAAGUUACCUAAAUCUGUUGAUGCGACAUCUGCCCCAUCAGUGAUGGGUGUGUAUCCAAAUGCACCAAACCAAUGGCCAGCAGGUUAUGGUUUACAACCUCAAGCUUGGCCCCAAGGACAGCAAUGGAAUCCCAGCUAUACCCAACAGCAGGUUAUGGUUUACAACCUCAAGCUUGGCCCCAAGGACAGCAAUGGAAUCCCAGCUAUACCCAACAGCAGGUAUUUUGUGUUCCGUUAA
This is a messenger RNA of Ilex paraguariensis (yerba mate), 1110 nucleotides long. Lineage: Eukaryota; Viridiplantae; Streptophyta; Magnoliopsida; Aquifoliales; Aquifoliaceae. The record is from the annotation of a GenBank genome assembly.